AUGACAGCAAAACUCUCAAAACUUCAGUCUGGCGAGCUGACGAUGUUGGAGUUUUUACAAACAGCUAUUGAAGCCAAUCUGAGUGACGAAAUUAUUCUCCAGCUGAAUUCGACUCAG
Messenger RNA from Cotesia congregata, 117 nucleotides. The record is from the annotation of a GenBank genome assembly. Lineage: Eukaryota; Metazoa; Arthropoda; Insecta; Hymenoptera; Braconidae.